GCUCCGCCCUGUUCCUGUAGCGAUGGAGUGAGAGAGAGCGAGAGAGAGGCAGCUGGCGGACAGAGCACGGAGCACAGAGCCAGGAGUGUGUGUGGAUCUGCUGCCGUAUAGCGCAGACUGUCCCGGCCGGCUGGGGUCGGAGGAUUAAACCGAGAGGAGAACUAACCUGCCCUUAAAAAAAUCAUUAUCAUCAUCAUUAUACACACAGAGCCUGAACUUAUACCCGGUCCAUCUGCUCCAUGCCCCGAUAGAGAGCCGGGCGAGGACGGCGUUCACUGGUUCAGCCGGAGAGGACUGUAGCUGUGCAGCAGGGCUGAAAGAUGUGCGAUGGGAUGUUAGCGUGUGAGACGCCAAUUUUGGGCACCCGCUCACACGCUCUGUUUGCUGUGGCACUGCAGCUGCUCCUCUUCCUCAGCUUGCUCCCUGCAGGCCAGGCUUCAGGUUGCUCAAGACCCUUGACUGUUCAGCAUGUCCGUGCAAACCUCACAGAGACCAACCAUAACUUCAUACCCAUCGGCACAGUGCUACAGUACAGCUGUGAUUCAGGAUACAUCCUGAGCGGUGAGGGAAUCAUCACGUGUCUCUCUCCAGGUCACUGGUCUUCCAGCCCUCCACACUGCCUCAAAAACGAUGUUUGUCGCCCGCCUAGUGCGCCAGAGAAUGGGGGCUAUGUAUGCCAUCCUACGUCCUGUCCUAAACUGAUCGAAGGCACAGUAAUCGAGUACUUCUGUGAUGAGGGCUACACUCUGAAAGGCUACAGGUACCAUACCUGCAGAAACGGAGACUGGGAUUCGGCCACACCCAUCAUCUGUCAUUUAGGACAAGGUAAAGAGGAGCGCUCUCCCCUAGGAAUGCCAGCUCUCUCGAUCGUGGCCUCCACUGCUAGCUCAGUGGCCCUCAUCCUCCUGCUGGUGGUCCUUUUUGUGCUGCUGCAGCCCAAACUCAAGUCCUUCCAUCACAGCAGACGUGAGCAGGGCGUGCUUGGUCAGCCUGCCUCGAUCGUGGUGGAGGGUGUGCAGGUAUCUCUGCCCUCCUAUGAGGAGGCUGUAUACGGCAGCGGUGGAACAGCAGCGCCUGCGCCAGAGUCCCGAGUACAGAUCGUGCUCUCAGAGGGUCCUCAGCCGGAGGCUCCCGUUACAGAACUGGAUCAGUCACGGGCCGAGUACAGUUUACCCUCCACAUCCUCCUCUUCCACACGCCCCCGUCACGCUGAGACUGUGCUUGUUCACCAGGUGCCCUCCUCCCCCCCUCCAUCCUGGGCCGCUGAGCAGCCUGGGGCUGGGGCGUCUGCAGCCCACAGGUCGAGCAGUGAAAGCAGCGACCAGCACAGCUUGCUCUCCUUCACAUCCACUGAGGACUAUGGCGAUGAUAUUCCAUUGCUAAAGGAGGCCUGAGAACAAAUGCAGUGUCCUCCUGCUCCUCCUCUGUGGAUGAUGACCAGGACUGUGGCUCUUUAAGCUUUUUACCAAACCCUUCCCCCACUGCUGCCCUACAGAAUGCAGGAAGAACCAAAUGCCUGUCCAUUGCCCUUGUCUAUGAACUGUCUGGCCCAUGGUGUUUCUGAGCUGUGAUGUACGAGUCAUCCAUGGGGUGCCCAGAUAUACUCCUCCAAAUGGUUGCACAGAUGCUAUAGAAAACCUAGGAUUAUGUAUAAUGCAUACAUAAUGUGAGCUGAAUAACCUACUCAGAUGUAAACUACACCUUUUCCCAGUGGUGUACUAAUAAAUAAGCAGUUGCACUCACAAAGGCUUACCUUGUCACAGUCAAAAGGAAUCGCAAAUUAUGAAUCGCAAAUUAUGAAUCGCAAAUUACAUUUCUAUGCUAUGGAAGAGGUGAUGAAUGGAGCUUUGUUUUCCAUUACUGACUGUGAUCUCUUGGAAAGGGGCUUGUUUGGCAAGGAUUCUGCUAGAUCAGACCCUUUUUCUGUUCUACAAUGCUGCAUGUUAUUUGCAUCUUUUUUUUAUGCUACUUUCCCGCCAAAAUUAGCGCACACCACAGAAGACGCAUGCUGCAUAGCGCCAUCACGCAUCAUCUCCACACCCCGUGGAACAGCAGAAUACAGGGAUGAGCUGGUUUACAUAGUACUGUAUUCCAAAACACGCUUGCCUUUUUUGUUCGUUUGCCUCUAAGUGUGUGUCCACACUUUGGCUUCACUUUACCCGCUGGACUGUUGUUUGUUGAUGAGGGCUUAUAACUGUCAACCAGUCUUUUUUCAUUUUCCUUUAAACUCAACUCAUAGGAUGUUUGCUGUCUAAUUUUUACACCAGAAUGUCUUUUCUUUGUUUGUUUGGUUUUAAAUGUUUCAUAAGUUAAUGUCUGUCUGUCUGUCUGUCCAGCUGUAGAGAGAGAUACUAUAAGGAACAUGAUUGCACCUGAUUGAAAAGACUUUCAGGCUGCAUUUGAAGGCAGGAAGGAAUCGAGUCAUGUCCAAAUCAAAUGUGUGUAUAAAAUAAAAGUAAAAAAGUACACUCAUCUUGCCAAUUUGUAUCCUGACAAAUUCAUGACUUAUUCCGCCUUUUAAAGUGCAUCUCAAAUGUGAUUUGCUUGUAAAUACAUUCAUCACAAUGCUGCCUUCUUAGGUACCGACUUACGAGACAGCAUAGGCAGCAGGGCUUUGAGGCAGCUGCCAUCCAUUUUGGACACAGCCUAAAUCUCUCAAGACCAGAUCACCUGGAUCCAAAAUAAAAACUGCUUCUGCAGUUAACAUGAGUACAUCUCUAUUUGUCUAGCUGCAGGUUUGUGACCUAGUUUAUGUUUUAAACACUUUUCUGCAUCACUUUUUAGACCUGUCAGUGUUUAGUAGAUCUCUCUACUUCAACCAUUGUGACAUUAAAUGCCCAAAAAUCUUUAUCUUGUGCAAAAAAUCUUGAAAGUCCAAACCAUUGAUAAUGUAGUCAGCAUAUAGACAGUAAAAAUUAUAUGCAAAGAUUACUUUACAUUUGAAAAAAAAAACAUCUAGAACUAGAUUCAAACUAGAAGUGUUGAAUAUCCUUAUAAUAUUCACAUUCUCAGUAGUAUUAUUGUCAUUACACUUAAUUUGCAGUGUUUAUUUUUUGUGAUUGAUAUUGCAAUCAAACAGUCUUCAGUUCUCAGUUCUACUAAGUUUAGAAAAUUUUCUAAAAACAUGAUUAAAUCGAAAGCGUUGUUUUUUUUUGUUUUGUUUUUUUUACUGCUGACCACUGGUCCACAUUGUCUGGAAUGACACAUGAUUCAUGGAUGAAUAUAUGUGUUCAUGUGUGUUCUUAAUUUUACUGGGUUUUAGAAAGACUGGUGAAAGGUUUGUGUGAAUGGACAUCACUCUAUUUUCCUGCCUUGUUAUUUUUUGUUUGUUUGUCUAAGUGUCUCAGUGCAGACUUACACAGAGCUGUCGCCUUAACUUCACUGACGUGUACAUUGUGGUCAUUUAGUAAUCCUGUAUCUUCCAUCUCAUGUGCUUCACAGUAUUGAUGAUGCGUCUCCAGUUUCCUUAUGGCCUUACUUUUUAUUUUCUAUGCAUAAACACUGUCUGUGUGGGGUUUCUUUCUUUUUGUUUUCUGUGGACAUUAAUUAAAAGAAUGUCCAUUUGUUUCUCCCCAAGUCUUUAUGCUUAUUCAUUUCUCACUGACUAUAAUAUCCCACCAUCACAGCACCUACGUUCUGAUGUCCUAAUUUCUGUUCUUGCAACUGCUGUACUUUAUAACGAGAAAUCCUUAUGUCCCCCUCAGCACCAUUGAAUGGUGUUGGCCAUCUCAUUUCCCCCCUUUUUCAGCUGUUUUGUUUUUCUCCUCUGUACAUUGCAGUGGGUGUGAAGAUAGUAUUUUAAUAUUUGUAUAAAGUUUAAUUUAAUUCUACAGUGUGUGUAUAUAACUAUUUCUAAUUAAAGCUUUCUUUUGAAGUG
Molecule: messenger RNA, 3877 nt
Organism: Astyanax mexicanus (Mexican tetra)
Lineage: Eukaryota; Metazoa; Chordata; Actinopteri; Characiformes; Acestrorhamphidae
Gene: susd6
Product: sushi domain containing 6
Exons: 7
Coding region: 321-1394 (357 amino acids)
Source: RefSeq, a predicted model, not a curated record